AUGUCGGAUAUAAUGGAGGAAAUUGUCGACUUGAGUAUCCUGGAGGCAUUAAUGGAAGCAUCCUUGAGGAAUUCGGCAAACGGCGUGAUAGUCGAAAGGCGGGGAGUUGAUUUUAACAACUUCAUGCGAAGCGCUACGAUGGCUCAACGAAGGUCGUCUCAAAAACAAACGUCCGACGCAGACAAGAAGGAGCCGGUAUGGAAAAAGGUUGGGUCUGGACUUUUGGAGUCGCAGGAACCAAGUCCACCAAUUCACAUAGAAACAACCUUUACCCUUUUCUACGCACUUAAAAAGAUGUAUCAAAUUACGAAGAACCCAUUCAUAAUAUCAACUGACGAAAAAGGUAGCAUCGUUUCUCCAGGAAAGAUCCUAUAUGACAAUAUAUGA
Gregarina niphandrodes is the source of this 387-nucleotide messenger RNA. RefSeq lists its product as hypothetical. The transcript has 3 exons. Bases 1 to 387 code for a protein of 128 amino acids. The record is from RefSeq and is a predicted model, not a curated record. NCBI's taxonomy places the organism in Eukaryota, Apicomplexa, Conoidasida, Eugregarinorida, Gregarinidae.